This is a messenger RNA of Osmerus eperlanus (European smelt), 1681 nucleotides long. RefSeq names its product GTPase IMAP family member 4-like. Gene Ontology annotation, molecular function: GTP binding. The record is from RefSeq and is a predicted model, not a curated record. The transcript is spliced from 2 exons. Lineage: Eukaryota; Metazoa; Chordata; Actinopteri; Osmeriformes; Osmeridae. Bases 235 to 1242 code for a protein of 335 amino acids.
CUAUCUCCAUUUUGUUUAAAAAUCGACUCGACUCUUCAGCAACAAGACUACCCGCGCCUUUUUUCUCGUCUACUUGAGGUAAUACGUUCUGUAACAUAGGCUACUUCGUGUGGCGUUAUUUUUUUGACAACAAGAAGGUCAAAACUGUUAGGAAUUGCCAUAGAGUGAGAACGUUGACUUUACUUCAGAAGAAAACAAACUACAACGUUGCGCAGUCAGACCUGCACAAGAACAAUGAACAGCAUUGGACCCGCUGAAUUGAGGAUUGUACUGCUUGGUAAAACUGGCGUGGGGAAGAGUGCCACAGGAAACACCAUUCUGGGACGAGAUGUGUUUCAUUCUGAUUUAGGCUUUUCUUCAGUUACCACACAAUGUCAGCUGGCAACUGCUGUUAUUGGAGAGCAGACCAUUUCUGUUGUUGACACUCCAGACUUCUUCUAUUCAACACACACAGAGGACUUGGACUCAGAGAUCAGGAGAAGUAUUACUCUGUGUGGCUCGGGGCCUCAUGCCUUUGUUUAUGUUCUGAAGCUGGAAACAUUCACAGAGCAAGAGGCAGAUGUAGUGAAAGUGAUUCAGAAACGAUUUGGGGAGGCUGCAGAUAAGUACACCACUAUUGUGUUCACUCAUGCAGAUACACUGAAUGGUGCAAACCUGGAGGACAAUCCACUCUUAUUAGACCCAAAUGGUGAGAGAUAUCCCAUAUUUAAUAAUAAAGACAGAGCAAACAGGCAGCAGGUACCUGAGCUGCUGGAGAAGAUCAGCAUAAUGGUGACAGAGAAUGAAGGUAGCUACUACACAAUGGAGAUGCUUGAUGAGGCAGAAAGAAAGGCAGAGGAAGAGAUAGAGAUGCUGCGAGAGGAGAUACACAGGAAGGAAGAGAGGAAGAGGGAGGAGGAGCAGAGGGAGUUAGAGAGGAUAGUGAUAGAGACAGAGGUGCGUGUAUUCAAAGAGUUGAAAGAGAAACGUCAAAGACAGAUGGCUAAAGAAAAGAAUAGGGAAGAGAUUUUGAAACGAAUGAAACAGGAGGAUAGCAUUCUGAGUGUACCUAAAGAGAUGGGAAAUACGAAUAUUGAAAGGAUAAAUACGGAGAACAAAGAAACAAGACUUGUUACUAGUAGGGCAUUAGACAGAAAUGAAGUCUCUAAAGUAUGCAGAUCCAAUUGGGUAUGGGUUCUUGCUUUUAUCUUUGCUGUUGUGGUUAUAAGUUGUGUGUUGUUGCUAAUCCACAACUAUACAUAAACAAUGUUCUGGACAGCAAUCAGACAAUCUUGUCAUCCAUAUUAAGAUUGACAAUGUAUGGCUAGUGAUUUAAUAAUGGGCCCCGGGGAAGGUUGUGAAGUAUUUGGAUGUUAGAACAUAUGCCUUAAAAUGAAGUGAGUGUACAUGUCUCUAAAAUUCCAUCUUAAAAAUACCCAAAAACAAUGAUGCUAAAACCUUUACUGAUUUACGCCGGUAUAGAAGAAAAGAAGGGAAAACUCCAAGGGACAGGAAUGAUUAGGAAGCGCCAGUCAAGUCUACCAGCUGCAGGCUGACCUUGAGAUCCUAAGUAUCACUAACUCAGCAGAUCAAGAGUAUAAAAGAUAGAACACAAAGAGCAGAUCUUUAGUUCGAUACCCGGGGUUCCAAACUGGGGAUUUUGAUUUUGUGAAGACUCAAUAAACUUUCUGCAUCAAACUCU